Phodopus roborovskii (desert hamster) is the source of this 5247-nucleotide messenger RNA. It is a transcript of the gene Dhx33, whose product is annotated as DEAH-box helicase 33. The coding region runs from base 74 to 2170 and encodes 698 amino acids. The record is from RefSeq and is a predicted model, not a curated record. Gene Ontology annotation, biological process: positive regulation of transcription by RNA polymerase I. Gene Ontology annotation, molecular function: RNA binding; ATP binding. The transcript is spliced from 12 exons. Gene Ontology annotation, cellular component: nucleolus; intracellular anatomical structure. NCBI's taxonomy places the organism in Eukaryota, Metazoa, Chordata, Mammalia, Rodentia, Cricetidae.
ACUUGCUGUCCACCGCUGAGCGGAGCGGAGCGGAGCUGACGGCGGCGGCGCCUCCUGCCGCGGUCCUCCCGACAUGCCGGAGGAGGCGGGUCUCCCGCCGGCCAAGAGAUUCCGGCCGGGCUCUUGCCCUCCCGGGAGGCGAGUAGUGAUGCUUUUGACAGCUGGCGGCGGCAGCGGAGCAGGAGGGAGCCGGAGGCCGACGCCGCCGCUAGCCCAGCCGUCGGCCAGUCCCUACCGCGAGGCCCUGGAGCUGCAGCGCCGGAAUCUGCCCAUCUUCCGGGCGCGGGGGCAGCUAUUGGCCCAGCUCCGAAACCUGGACAGUGCGGUCCUCAUCGGGGAAACAGGCUCUGGGAAGACAACUCAGAUCCCACAGUACCUCUAUGAAGGGGGAAUUAGCCGCCAAGGCAUCAUUGCUGUGACCCAGCCCCGUCGAGUAGCUGCCAUCUCUCUUGCUACUAGAGUCUCAGACGAGAAGAGGACUGAACUCGGGAAGCUGGUUGGCUAUACUGUACGCUUUGAGGAUGUCACUUCAGAAGACACCAGGAUCAAGUUCCUUACAGAUGGCAUGCUUCUUCGAGAAGCAAUUUCAGACUCCUUGCUUCGAAAGUAUAGCUGUGUCAUUUUGGACGAGGCCCACGAGCGGACUAUCCACACAGAUGUGCUCUUUGGGGUGGUGAAGGCAGCACAGAAGAGGCGGAAGGAGCUAGGGAAACUGCCUCUCAAAGUGAUUGUGAUGUCAGCUACCAUGGAUGUUGACCUGUUUUCUCAGUAUUUCAAUGGUGCCCCUGUCCUCUACCUUGAAGGUCGGCAGCAUCCAAUUCAGAUUUUCUAUACCAAGCAGCCUCAGCAGGAUUACCUGCAUGCAGCUCUUGUCUCAGUCUUCCAGAUCCACCAGGAAGCCCCUUCUUCUCAAGACAUCCUGGUGUUCCUUACUGGUCAGGAGGAGAUCGAGGCAAUGAGCAAGACCUGCCGAGACAUUGCAAAGCACCUCCCUGAUGGCUGCCCUGCAAUGCUCGUCCUUCCUCUGUAUGCCUCCCUGCCGUACUCUCAGCAGCUUCGAGUCUUUCAAGGGGCCCCAAAGGGCUAUCGCAAAGUGAUCAUUUCAACCAACAUCGCUGAAACCUCCAUAACCAUUACAGGAAUAAAAUUUGUAGUUGACACGGGCAUGGUUAAAGCAAAGAAGUAUAACCCUGACAGUGGUCUUGAGGUACUAGCUGUACAGCGAGUAUCAAAGACCCAGGCCUGGCAGCGAACAGGGAGGGCUGGCCGAGAGGACAGUGGCAUCUGUUACCGGCUCUACACCGAGGAUGAAUUUGAGAAGUUUGAGAAGAUGACAGUGCCAGAAAUCCAGAGGUGUAACCUAGCAAGUGUGAUUCUGCAACUGCUAGCAAUGAAAGUCCCAAAUGUGCUUACCUUUGACUUCAUGUCCAAACCAUCUCCAGAUCACGUUCAGGCGGCCAUUGCCCAGCUGGACCUGUUAGGUGCUCUUGACCAUAAGGAUGACCAGCUUACCCUGACUCCAAUUGGAAGAAAGAUGGCAGCAUUUCCGUUAGAGCCCAAAUUUGCCAAAACUAUCCUCCUGUCUUCCAAAUUCCACUGUACAGAAGAGAUUCUGACCAUAGUCUCCCUACUGUCUGUGGACAGUGUCCUUUACAACCCUCCUGCCCGGAGAGAUGAAGUGCAGAGUGUCCGCAAGAAAUUCAUAUCCAGUGAGGGAGAUCACAUCACCCUGCUCAAUAUCUAUCGGACCUUCAAAAACAUAGGUGGAAAUAAGGACUGGUGCAAAGAGAAUUUUGUCAAUAGCAAGAAUAUGCUGCUAGUAGCUGAAGUCAGAGCACAGCUGAGGGAGAUCUGCUUAAAGAUGUCAAUGCCAAUCAUGUCAUCUCGAGGGGACAUGGAGAGUGUCCGCCGCUGCCUGGCUCAUAGCCUCUUUAUGAGUACUGCCGAACUCCAGCCAGAUGGCACCUAUGCCACCACAGACACACACCAGCCUGUGGCCAUCCACCCUUCCUCUGUCCUCUUCCACUGCAAGCCUGCCUGUGUGGUAUACACUGCACUGCUCUACACCAACAAAUGCUACAUGCGUGACCUCUGUGUUGUGGAUGCUGAGUGGCUCUAUGAGGCUGCCCCUGACUACUUCCGGAGGAAGCUGAGAACUGCCAGAAACUGAUCCACCCCAGGAUGCUGCCAGCAUGGCUGGUCCUGGAGCUUAGAUCACAGCUCUUUUCCAAAGUAGACUUGGGAGCUGGAGAAACCAUACACUUCAGUGCAGCCAGACCCGCUGAGUUCAAGAGCUUGAAAGUGUUGAUGGGACUCUAGUCUCAGCCUUGCAGACAUGCUCAUACUUAGACUAUGAAAAACGAGACUUGUGCUUUGGGUUUGACUGGGCAAUUUUGAGUGACUGAAUUAACUUCUGAGCCUCGGUUUCCUCAUCUGCCAGAGGGGGAUAAGACGUACAAGUUCACAGUAAUGAAGUUUAGAGAAAAUGAAUAGAAAAUACCCAGAGAUUUGCCUGGCACAAGAUAAGACAAUCAGUGAAUUGUAAGCCAUUGUGCUUUGUGAUACUAAUUAGGUACAACACAUCCCCUUGAGCUCUUGUGACUGGGGGGAAGGGGAUGUUUCUGGGAGGAGCCCUAGGAGGCUACAGAUCCAAUUGGCUGACCUCAGUGUUUCUCCUCCCUGCCUCCUCUCUCCUCAUGGAACCCAGGGCCUCAUGCAUGCUAUGCACACACUCUGCCACUGAGCCAACGCCCAGCCUUCACUACUAUUGUAAUGUCUACCUGUAUGUCUUUUAAAUAGAAUCAGAAGAAACUGACUCCCACAGACAUUGCCAGAGUAAGGUAUAUUCUGACCUGUUGACCCUCAUGGCACAGGGUAUAUGUAGCACAUUUUCCUAUGUGUCUACAAGCAGAGAGCAGCAGAGGAAUUCCUUCCUUGGUUGGUCUUCAGUGCCUCUGUGGUUGCAUGUCCCCGCAAUGCUUUCAGGAGACAUGCUUUCAGGUCUCCUAAAACUGGGAAGCCAGCUUUUCCGUGCAGUGGCCUUGGAAGCCCAUGGUCAUUUUCUCUCUGACUGGGCACCUGUGAAUGUGUGCACUUGAAGGAGACUUCACAACCAUUUCAGCAGUCUCUGUUCAGAUGGGGCCCAAGUCAAAGCUGCUGGGUGGCAAGGAAGGGACAGACGCUUGAUGGCUCAGAAGCCAGGGUAGCCAUUCAUCCUUUUCGCCACCCCCAGUCUUUGUAAUUUUUGGCCUUGGUGAUUUUCAGUGUCUGUUUUUCUUCUUUACAGGAACCCAGGGACCAUUAGUUUUACUACUUCCUAGCCAGUUGCCACUCUCAAACCUUAAUUAUCUCCCAUUUGUCAGAGGAAAAUAGAGAAGCCUUUCCUAUCCUUUUCCUAUUUGGGAAAAAUUCACCUUAGUUGGAUUAGGAGCAAACCGUCUCUGCUGUGGUGGUGCAUGCCUAAAACCCAGCUGAGAAGGGAGGACUGAGGGUUCUAGGCCAGCCUCUAUUGGACCUUGUAUCUUAAGUGGAGGAAAAGGGGGUGGAGGGGAAAGCACACUUUCCCAGAAAAUAUUUGAACCUAGAAAAGGCCAAACUUAGCCCUUUUAUUGUACUUGGUCCAGACACAUCUCUACUACUAGGAUUUUGAAUUGUGUUGUUUAUAAGCAGGGACCACGGCCUACAAGGUAUUUCAAAGACAGUAAGUGGUUUCUUCUCUCCAGAGAGCAUAGUGUGAGUGGGCACUUCACUCCCAUGUCAUUGGUCCACAGUUCUGUAUGCUGAGUCAAGUCUAGGUUUUAUUAUAACCCUAACCAUGAGCAAUCAAGCUUGUAGCCAGUUUUUAGGGUUGUUUAGGUACUUUUGACUUAUUUCUUUGAUAAAAUAGUUACAUUACCAAGUUUCUGAAAAAGCUGUCUAGAAAGUUUGUUCUUUUAAAGUGUAUUUUUCCUAUAUACACAAAGGGCCCAGGAUAUUUAUUUAGCCUUGCUUGGUAAGAGAAACUUUGUAUUUUUAAUAGAUCAUCCAUUACGCUGGUUAAAGAAAACAAGGGGAGACAAUCUAUCCCCCAGCAAGGAACACUUUCUGUUCCCCAGUAAACUAUGGGUGUUUUCUGCCUCAAGGAAAAAUUAGCUUAUAUUGACUGACCCCAAAACAAGCACUGGGAAUUUAUCACGGAGUGACUGGCUGCAGCGAGUACUGGGCUCUUCCCAGAAAAGGAGUGAAGGGUACAGUUUCUGAGUAGCUUUAACGUUUCUGUACAGAAUAUGUUCAUCACUUUAACAUUGUGGUAGAAUUUUAAUAGAGUAUUUAGUUUUUUAUUGGGCUUUUAAAACAAUCGUUUUUUAACAGAGUUGCUCAGGGAAUAAAUCAGAUGGAAACCCCAUUCUGACUCCACAUAUUACUACAAAGAAGUUAAUGAUUAUCUUAAGCUUCAGGGACAGUGCCCUUUAAGCUUUCUUAUACUUUUAGUUUUGAGCCUAACCUUUAACGGCUGGGCCAUCUCUCCAGCCCUAGCUUUCUUAAGAAAGUAAAAUGUUAAUGGCAGUGGUCGAACAUGCCUUUAAUUCCAGUACUUGGGAGGGGAUCUCUGUGAGCUCAAGGCCAGCCUGGCCUACAGAGGAGUUCCAGGACAGCCAGGGCUAUACAGAGAAACCCUAUCUCAAAAAAACCAAAAACAUAAAGUGAAAUGUUUCAUGAUUUUACUGCAGUACAACCUGAUCUACUUUUCCAGUUGGUAAACUCUCUCUGACCUGAAGAAUCCAAUCUGGACAGUACGGCUUCAAACACAUGAAGGUGAACAACCCUGCAAUACCCGAGGCAAUGGUUUCAUUGCCAGGUCCCCAUGAAAACGUUUGCACCUCUGCCAGCUCGAACAAGAUUCCAAAGCAGCAAAACAUUUACUGUGACACAAAUCCUUGUACUCCAGCUACCAGGAUCUGUUUGUAACUAUGGCCAUGCAUCUAAGAUGCCAUUCUUUGAGCACAUAAACUAGACUGUAUCUGUGGGGAAAGAAUUUUACGUUGUAGUGUAGAAAAAAAACUAAAGAGCAAAAAUAUCAAGUUGAUUUGAACUUGUGCUGUAUUCUAUCUGAUCUCAACAUAAAAAGAGUUCUUGUGUAGUGCUUUUGACUAUCAAAUUCAUUAAAAAAACGAAUCUUUGUUUAUGGUCUGUGUGGCCUCUUGUUGGGCCUCCUUUCCCUUAUUUAUAGAAUGCUGUUUAGAAUAUUAAACAUUAGUCUUAUUGCCA